AUGGAGAGCCUGCUGGAGAAUCCGGUGCGUGCCGUGCUCUACCUUAAGGAGCUCACGGCCAUCGUGCAGAACCAGCAGAGCCUCAUCCACACCCAGCGCCAGCGUAUUGAUGAGCUGGAGCGGCGGCUGGAUGAGCUAAGCGCCGAGAACCGCAGCCUGUGGGAACACCAGCAGCUGCUGCAAGCCCAGCCUCCGCCCGGGCUCGUUCCUCCGUCCCCAGCCCCGCUGCCCGCUAUCCCAGUCACCGCCGCCACCGCCACUGCUGUCGCCCAGGAACCGCUCCAGAACCACGGACAGCUCCCGCCCACCUCGCCACAGACUGUACCGGAGCAGCCACCGAUUCAGCACCACGGACAGUUCCUGGUGCAUCCCUCACCGGGCCACAGCGGCAGGGCGCACGCACCCCAGUCGCCCCACCAGCAGACAGGGGCGCCAGGGGCCGUCGCCAACAAGGAGAAGGAGCGUCCCCCGAGUUGUUGCGCUGCCGCUGGAACCCUCCUUCAGCACAAAUCCCCCGCUGCCCUCAGCAAGGGCGUCCUGAGCAGGAGACCUGAGAAUGAGACCGUGCUGCACCAGUUCUGCUGCCCAGCCGCCGAUGCCGAGCAGAAGCCGUCCUGCGCAGACCCGGCCUCCCAAAGUGACGGCUCCUGUGCCCAGGCCAGUGGGGGCAUGGAGGACUCCGUGGUGGCAGCCGGCAGACCCAGUGCCCAUGCCCCGAAGGCUCAAGCCCAGGAGCUGCAGGAGGAGGAGGAGAGGCCAGGGGCGGGGGGUGCCUCCCCAAGGGCUGGCCCCCACCGCGGGGCCUCCCCUGGCCGGCAGCAGCCUGCCCUGGCGACAGCGCUCUGCUCCCACGCCCCUGCUGCCUCCGAUUACGAACUCUCCCUUGACCUAAAGAAUAAACAGAUUGAAAUGCUAGAACACAAAUACGGGGGCCACCUGGUAUCCCGGCGCGCCGCUUGCACCAUCCAAACCGCCUUUCGCCAGUACCAGCUCAGCAAGAACUUUGAGAAGAUCCGCAACUCGCUCCUGGAGAGCCGCCUGCCGCGGCGUAUCUCCCUGCGCAAGGUGCGCGCCCCCACCGCGGAGAGCCUGGCGGCCGAGAAGGCGCUCAUGGAGGGCUACGGCUUCUUGGGGCUGCCGCUGGUGCGCUCGCCCUCCCUGCCGCCCACCUUCGCGGGCACGCUCACCGAGCUGGAGGACUCCUUCACCGAGCAGGUGCAGUCCCUGGCCAAGUCCAUCGACGACGCCCUCAGCACCUGGAGCCUCAAAACCAUGUGCUCCCUGCAGGAGAGCGGCGCCUACCAGAUCCACCAAGCCCUGCACGCGGGCGCGGGGCAGCCCGGCCGGGAGGCGGAGAUACGGGAGCAGGAGAGCGCCUGCCCGGGGCCCGAGGAAGAGGCCGCCGAGGCCGCGGGCCUGCCCCAGGGCCACAGCAGCACCCUGAUGAUGGCUUUCCGGGACGUCACGGUGCAGAUCGCCAACCAGAACAUCUCCGUCUCCUCCUCCACCGCGCUGUCAGUAGCCAACUGCCUGGGCGCACAGACUUCCCCGGCCCCAGCGGAGUCCCUGCGGGGCCAAGCCGAGCUGGGCGAGGCCCGGGGUCAGGAGGCUCCAGUGACCCCAGCCGCGGGCCAGGGAGACGCGCCCGCCGAGACCACGUGCGCAGAGGCGGGAGUUGGGGAGACCCUGCGCGCCAACUCGCCUGAGGCAGAGGAUGGGGCGGCGGAUGCGAUGGUGGAGGAGGCCCCAGCCGCGCAGGUAGAGGAGAGAGAGGAGGAGACCGGGAAGGUGGGGAAAGGGGCCCGGGCCGAGGCCGAGACGGAGGCCGGCGACAACUCGGAGCAGCUGAGCAGCAGCAGCACGUCCGCCAAGUCGGGCUCGGAAGUCUCGGCGGCGUCAGCCUCCAAGGAGGCCCUGCAGGCCAUGAUCCUGAGCCUGCCGCGCUACCACUGCGAGAACCCUGCCAGCUGCAAGUCACCCACGCUCUCCACUGACACCCUGCGCAAACGCCUCUACCGCAUCGGCCUCAACCUCUUUAACAUAAACCCGGACAAGGGCAUCCAGUUCCUGAUCUCACGUGGCUUCAUCCCUGAUACCCCCAUCGGAGUGGCCCAUUUCCUGCUCCAGCGUAAAGGCCUCAGCCGGCAAAUGAUUGGAGAGUUCCUGGGCAACAACAAGAAGCAGUUCAACCACGAUGUGCUAGAGUGA
Myotis lucifugus (little brown bat) is the source of this 2208-nucleotide messenger RNA. RefSeq names its product IQ motif and Sec7 domain 3 (gene IQSEC3). Gene Ontology annotation, molecular function: guanyl-nucleotide exchange factor activity; protein binding. Bases 1 to 2208 code for a protein of 735 amino acids. The record is from RefSeq and is a predicted model, not a curated record. NCBI's taxonomy places the organism in Eukaryota, Metazoa, Chordata, Mammalia, Chiroptera, Vespertilionidae. The transcript has 5 exons. Gene Ontology annotation, biological process: regulation of ARF protein signal transduction; actin cytoskeleton organization.